Molecule: messenger RNA, 357 nt
Organism: Ostertagia ostertagi
Lineage: Eukaryota; Metazoa; Nematoda; Chromadorea; Rhabditida; Trichostrongylidae
Source: the annotation of a GenBank genome assembly
GGAUCAUAUCCAUCUUUUCAAGUUGUGCAGGAGCAAAACCGCGUGCAAGUGAUAGGCGAAAGUCAAUCUGUUUACGGAAAAGUUAAUUUGUCCGCUCUUCAUCUCAACCAAGAAGAACUUCUUGCAAGAAAAAUAGACGGCGUCAUAGCUUUGUUAAAGAGUAUGGACCCGUUGAUUGCGAGCCGCUUGUUUAUCGAGAUUGCUUGUAAAAGUGUAAGAAUGUGGGAUGACACUGCUGAGAAGCAAGAUACACCUCGCUUCAUUAGUCAGAGUGAUCUUUUCACUGGCGAUAGUGAAUUCCGAAGAACGUCGUCCACCUUAUCGCUGGUGUGUUUUUCGACAACUGCAAGAUGGUGA